CUCAGAAAAAAACCCAAACAACAUGGCUAAAGCAUGGAUGUGCCUUUGCUUCCUCAUCUUCUUCUACCUCUCGUCAGAAAUAAACUUUGUCAAAGUCAACGCAGAGAUGAAGACAUGGUGUGUGGCUAAACCUUCAUCGGAUCAAGCAGCACUUCUAGAUAACAUAAACUACGCAUGUUCUCAUGUGGAUUGUCGCGUUUUAUCGAGUGGAUGUCCAUGUUACUCCCCCGGUAAUCUCAUAAACCAUGCUUCUGUCGCCAUGAAUCUUUAUUACCAAGCUAAUGGAAGAAACUAUUGGAACUGCAAUUUCAAGAACUCUGGACUCAUUGUCAUAACUAAUCCAAGCUAUGGAAACUGCUACUAUGACUACAAAUGAGCGAAAGUCAUAAGACUUCAUACGUCUUUGUUACAAGAAAUCAAAGGAGCAUGUUUUACGAGUUUUUAAUCUUAA
This is a messenger RNA of Brassica oleracea var. oleracea, 451 nucleotides long. RefSeq names its product glucan endo-1,3-beta-glucosidase. The record is from RefSeq and is a predicted model, not a curated record. NCBI's taxonomy places the organism in Eukaryota, Viridiplantae, Streptophyta, Magnoliopsida, Brassicales, Brassicaceae. The transcript is spliced from 4 exons. Bases 23 to 376 code for a protein of 117 amino acids.